Molecule: messenger RNA, 1707 nt
Organism: Salvelinus sp. IW2-2015
Lineage: Eukaryota; Metazoa; Chordata; Actinopteri; Salmoniformes; Salmonidae
Product: ecto-ADP-ribosyltransferase 5-like
Molecular function (GO): NAD+ poly-ADP-ribosyltransferase activity; NAD+-protein-arginine ADP-ribosyltransferase activity
Source: RefSeq, a predicted model, not a curated record
UCUCCUCUGGGACACCAGACAGGCACACCUGCAUCAAUUAGUCAAGGGGUUGAUGGUUAGUAGACUGAAUCAGGUGUGCCAGAUUAGGGCUAAAACAAAAAAUGUGAAACGUCUGUUGGUCCCUGAGAAGAGUGGACUGGACUGGACUGGGGGCCUCAAUCUUCACUGUAGUGCUGUUUUCCAUUAUUCUGGGUGAUUGAUUAAAGUGGUAUAUUGGCUAUUAGUAAUCCAGACCUGAAUCAGUCCCUGAUUAGAGGAGAAGAUGAUGAUGAGGUUUAAGGGUCUUUCUGUACUGUUACUAUGGGAACCUUUAUUCAGUAUCAGCAGUGGUGUUGCUGGUGUUGGUCAUGUUCACAUAUAGAUCAGCAUGAAAUAAGUGUGAACAAACAAUUCUCAGAAGUCAUGUGGUGUUGUGUGUGUUUGUGUGUGUGUGUGUGUGUGCGUUCACUGUGCUAUGGUGUUUGAUGGGUACUUGUGCCUGUUCUCAGCAUGAGAGGCGGGACUGUGAAAGUAACCACAAGAGCACUGGUAUGACAAGGCCCCUGAAAGUUUAACAUUUGAAUGCUGAUUCUAUAUCUUACAAGUUGCCAUUUGACCAAUACAUUUUGACAUCAUGGCAAGACACAAGAUCCUAACCUUUACUGUGAUGUAUUUCGUCCAGGCUUGGAUUUUGGGUCUGGACUCCAAGAUGGUCAGUCUCCCUCUGCAUGGUCUAAAAUCCAACUUCCCCUUAAACAUGGCUCCGGACUCUGUUGAUGACUCCUACAAGGGCUGUGAGGAGAAGAUGCUCAGGAAGGUGCAUGACUAUUACCUGCCAAAAGAGAGACGAGAGAACAAAGAUUUCAACCAGGCUUGGACCGCUGCUGAGGACCAUUACAGAAAAAAAGGAAAACUGCCUAAAUACUAUUCCCUGGCAAUCCAGGUGUAUGUGAAUGCAACAUCAAACAUUUACAGGUCAUUCAACGCUGCCACUCGUACCCAAAAGGAGAGCUACAAAACUGUGUUCAAGUACCACUCCCUGCACUUCUUUUUGACCAAUGCCUUACGAAUGCUGAACAAGAACAAGAACAACAAGAACAAGACUUUCCAAACCUUCCGUGGAUCUAAAGACGCUUUUGAGGGUGUCCAAUAUGAUGAAAUGCGAUUCGGACAGUUCACGUCGAGCUCUUUAGACAAGACUAUCACUAAAAACUUUGGAAAUCGCUCCUGUUUUGAGAUCACCACCUACCUUGGUGCCCCACUGGGGGAGUACGCAUCUCAGAUGGCUCAUGAGAAGGAGGUGCUGAUUCCCCCCUACGAGGUGUUCAACAUUACAGAGGUGCUGAAGAGAACAGACAAGAAAGACCUCUGGUGUGAUGUCGUUUACAAACUGAAGAGUACUAAGAAAGAAAAAAGUUACCUGAAUUGCAGUUUGUUUAAACCACUCCAAGGAGAAUAAAAUUAAACCAGCAACACAGCUUUUCUGCAUUCUGUCAAAUUAUGACAUUUUGUGUUGUAUUGUAGAUUGUAUUGUAACCCUUGGCUUCCCCAUCCAUUGUUGCUCCCUCCCACAAAUUCAGGAAAUAUGAUUGUCAGAUCUGUCCUGUUAUAAAUGUUGGACACAUUGUUUGUUAGAUUGUUAAAAUUUCCUCUGCCAGUGAAUUGGCAUUUGUUGUCAUGUGCAUUGCAACUUUUGUUAAAACCAAUAAAGAAAAGCAUUCAGCAAUA